Populus nigra (black poplar) is the source of this 1630-nucleotide messenger RNA. RefSeq names its product metacaspase-1-like. NCBI's taxonomy places the organism in Eukaryota, Viridiplantae, Streptophyta, Magnoliopsida, Malpighiales, Salicaceae. The record is from RefSeq and is a predicted model, not a curated record. The coding region runs from base 171 to 1289 and encodes 372 amino acids. Gene Ontology annotation, molecular function: cysteine-type endopeptidase activity. The transcript has 5 exons. Gene Ontology annotation, biological process: proteolysis.
ACCUCAUCUACCCUCCCAGCAAGCCCUUCUCACCUUCCAAAUCCCUUAAAGGCUUGCUUGACUUUUAUCAUCAACAUUACAUUAAUCAUAGCUCUACCAUUAAUCCUUUCUCCUAAUUUUUUUGAGUUCUGACAUUUCUGUGUCUCUCAGAGACAAUAACCACCGUGUACAUGUCACUCAACUGCUCAAACUGCAGCAGCCCUUUGCAGCUUCCACCAGGAGCCAACUCCAUCUGCUGUGCUAUCUGCCAUGCCACCACCCUCGUAGCUGAUUCUCGCUCUGCCCCGCCACCGCCUGCUCUAUCUUACUCCUCCUCAGGCCAAGACGACCAUGACCACCCCCCACAUCAUCCUUCUCAAGUGGUUCCAUCACCAUACAAUCAUGCACCUCCUGGUCCACCACCUGCUGUCCAUGGCACAAAGCGUGCUGUUAUUUGCGGGGUGUCUUAUAAGAAUACUAAGAAUGAACUCAAAGGGAGCAUUAAUGAUGUUGUGUGCAUGAAGCAUUUGUUGGUUAAUAGGUUCAACUUCCCUGAAUCCUCCAUCAUCGUGCUCACUGAGGAAGAAACCGAUCCUUAUAGGCGGCCAACGAAAUACAACAUGAGACUGGCAUUGUCAUGGCUCGUGCAAGGAUGUCAGCCUGGAGAUUCAUUAGUGUUUCAUUUUUCCGGUCAUGGUUCGCAGCAGAAGGAUCAAAAUGGAGAUGAGCUGGAUGGAUAUGAUGAAACACUUUGUCCAACAGACUUUGAAACUCAAGGAAUGAUCGUUGAUGAUGAGAUCAAUGAAAUAAUUGUCAAGCCUCUUUCCCAUGGUGUUAAGCUUCAUGCCAUCAUUGAUGCUUGCCAUAGUGGCACCGUGUUGGAUUUACCGUUUCUCUGCAGAAUGGACAGGAGUGGGAAGUAUGUUUGGGAAGAUCAUCGUCCUCGAUCAGGAGAAUGGAAAGGAACAAGUGGUGGGGAAGCGAUCUCCUUCAGUAGCUGCGACGAUGAUCAAACCUCCGCGGACACCUCGGCUCUAUCAAAGAUCACUUCAACAGGUGCAAUGACUUACUCAUUCAUCCUAGCAAUCGAGCGCGGACAUGCAACUUCAUACGGGAGCAUGCUAAAUGCAAUGCGGUCUACCAUCCGUGAUACGAGCAAUGAGCUUCGUGGUGGUAUUAUAACAUCACUUAUCUCAAUGUUCUUAACAGGGCGGACUUUCAGUGGAGAGAUCACACAGAUUUUUCUGCAGGAACCACAGUUAACUGCUAAUGAACCAUUUGACGUGUAUUCAAAGCCUUUCUCCUUGUAACGAGAGAAGAAAUCGCCAUGAAACCAUCUGAUACGUUUUAGGGGGUCAACUGUACAGUCCCUGAGUAAACACCAGUUCCCAUCGUUAGUUUUAUGCAAGAGACCCAUUUGACCCAGGAGGAAGGAACAAGCUUACUCUCUCUCUCUUUCUCUGGACAUUUUGGCCGAGAACUCGGGAAGAAGUUUGGUUGAAAGAGAUGAAGGUAAGUGAAUGGCUGGGAUCUUUUCAGUAAGGAGGAGGGUCACGUGGACGGUGGAUGUUUGCUGAGCAAUGAAGGAUUGACACACGUAGUAACCAUUUGAAUCUUUCUAAAAAAAUUAUUUCCUUUUAAUUGAGUCCAA